GAAAGAAACUGGAGGGAGUAUAACAAAUUUCGAUUAGAAUAACUAAAAGAAAAAAAAAAACAAAAACAAAAAACUAAUUUGAAUCAUAACCACCACUAGAUGUUUCUUUUAUAUCCUUUGCUUGGGCAACAACGUCCACUCAUCCCAAUCUCUCGAAUUCAAUUCUCUUCUUCAAAAUUCAUAUUCAAUUGCUCCCAAAACCGAAUCUGAAAGAAAUACCACAUCUUUCUGUAUCAGCCUAAAUCAAUGGCACUCGAAGUAACAUUUGUAGUCGUAAAACAAUCAUCAAAAAUGUUGUCCGCCUCCACCCUUAACCCCACUAUAAAACACCAAUCCACCCGGCCGGUGUUAAUCCGUCUACCAUCAUAUCAUCCCAGCCGGUGGCGGUGGCGGCCAAAGCCGAAGCCGAAGCAGAAGCAGAAGCAGAGUCACCUGGCUGUCCUCUGCUCCUCCACAAUUCCGGCCACUCCGAUAUCGGAGGAGGAACAAAAUGCCAUAAAGUUGGAGCUGAAUGACAUAAAAAGUAUCUGCAAAAGCUGGACUUGGAGAGGCUACAAUAUCAACUACUUGAUUUACUCCGGCGGCAACGACAACCGGACGUCGCCGUCGCCGUCUCCGCCGCCGCCGCCUGUCCUGCUGGUUCAUGGGUUCGGAGCCUCCGUAGCUCACUGGCGCUACAACAUACCCGCCAUUGCUCAAACCGGUUGCCCUGUUUACGCCGUCGACCUCCUUGGUUUCGGAGCUUCUGAUAAGCCCAUAGGAUUUCCAUACACCAUGGAAGCCUGGAGCGAGUUAAUUCUUGAUUUCAUUAACGAAAUCAUCCAAAAACCAACGAUUCUCGUCGGAAACUCGGUCGGAAGCCUGGCCUGUGUUAUUGCCGCGGCUAAUUCUUCAUCAUCGGUUCGAGGGCUGGUUUUAUUGAACUGUGCCGGCGGGAUGAACAACAAGGCCAUUGUUGACGACUGGAGAAUUAAGCUAGUUUUGCCUCUGUUAUGGUUAAUUGAUUUCUUACUGAAGCAAAAAUCGAUUGCCAAUUUCAUAUUCAACAAAGCCAAGGACAAGGAGAACAUCAUGAACGUUUUGAGAUCGGUGUAUGGGAAUAAGGCGGCGGUGGAUGAUGAAUUGGUGGAGAUAAUUAGGGUACCCGCGGAGGAUGAUGGGGCGCUGGACGCUUUCGUUUCGAUCGUGACGGGUCCGCCCGGCCCGAACCCGGUGAAAUUGAUACCGACUCUGAAGGAGAAGAAUUUGCCGGUGUUGGUUUUGUGGGGCGAUGAAGAUCCGUUCACCCCGAUCGACGGACCCGUGGGUAAGUAUUUCACGGCGGUGGCCGGAGAGUUUGCGAAUGUAGAGCUGUUUGUUUUGAACGGGGUUGGACAUUGUCCGCAUGACGAUCGGCCGGAGUUGGUACAUGAACGCCUCCUCCCCUGGCUCGCCUCCUUUCCGACUUUCACAACAACCACUAGCUAGUUGCCAAACAUGCAACACUGUGGUGAUUGUAUAUCCGAAUUGUAUAAAAUCAUUCUCACAUUUUACAUUUACUUCGCUACUCUAACAUUUUUAUAUUGUUUGUUUUAAAAUAGACAAAUAUUUUAAGACGAAAAGUAACGAAUUUGUUAAUUCAACCAUGGCAUAUCAUUUCGUAUUAGAGGCAAAAUGGAAAUAUAUGUAGGGAGAGGGGGAUGAAGAAAUUGAGACCAACUAAACUAUUGAUG
This is a messenger RNA of Oldenlandia corymbosa var. corymbosa, 1712 nucleotides long. The record is from the annotation of a GenBank genome assembly. Lineage: Eukaryota; Viridiplantae; Streptophyta; Magnoliopsida; Gentianales; Rubiaceae.